Molecule: messenger RNA, 468 nt
Organism: Quercus lobata
Lineage: Eukaryota; Viridiplantae; Streptophyta; Magnoliopsida; Fagales; Fagaceae
Exons: 2
Coding region: 1-468 (155 amino acids)
Molecular function (GO): electron transfer activity
Source: RefSeq, a predicted model, not a curated record
AUGGGUUUCACAAUUACGCAAGGACUCAUGCUAGUGUUGCUGAUUGCUUCCACAAUGGCAGUUAGCAUAGCCAGGCCAUUUGGGAAUUCCAUUAAUACACAGACUUCCAACAAGAUCAUUGUGGGUGACUCGUACCACUGGAAUUAUGGCUUUAACUACAUCGAAUGGGCAACAAAACAUGGCCCUUUCUACUUAAAUGACACUCUAGUUUUCAAAUAUGAUCCACCAACUCCAAAAACAUUUCCUCACAGUGUUUACUUGCUAUCAAACCAUGAGAGCUUCAUUAAAUGUGACCUGAAAAAUGCCAAGAUGCAGGGAAAUACAAAACAAGGAGCUGGGAACGGCUUUGAGUUUGUGCUGAAAGAGUCGCAGCCUCACUAUUUUGCUUGCGGUGAGCACGAUGGCAUUCAUUGCCUGAAUGGAACAAUGAAGUUUUUUGUGAUGCCAAUAGACCGGAACUAUAGAUAA